CGUGUAGAGAGUGAACAAAGGCAGUUGGUUUGUACGCGUAGGCCAUGUCGUCCAUAGCCUCCCAAUUCGCGCGACAAGGGAGAAAGAUUGUGGCUAUUGGAAGGAACUACUCUGAGCACAUCAAGGAGCUCGGCAAUACGAGACCAAAGGAACCGUUCUUCUUCCUCAAGCCUACCACUAGUUAUGUUUCCUCGGGAGGGAACAUCGAGAUACCACGCGGUAUACUUGCUCAUCAUGAGGUCGAGCUUGGACUCGUUAUAGGAAAAAGUGGCAGGGAAAUCUCUCAGGAAGCUGCUGAAUCCCAUAUUGCUGGAUACGCACUGGCCAUUGAUAUGACGGCUCGAAACAUGCAAGAGGAGGCCAAGAAGAAGGGUCUUCCAUGGUCUGCCGUAAAGGGAUUUGAUACAUUCACGCCAAUAGGGAAAUUCAUUCCCAAGUCGACGGUCUUGGACCCUCAUGAGCUUAGGCUCUCGCUGAAGGUCAACGGUAUUACCAAACAAGAUGGCACCACUGCCGACAUGAUCUUCCGGAUCCCUCAACUGAUCGAACACAUUUCCUCUAUUAUGACUCUGGAGGAGGGUGAUCUUGUCCUGACAGGCACUCCCUCAGGCGUUGGGCCCGUUGCACCCGGCGACAAUGUGGAAUGCGCUGUAGCUGAUGCCAGCGGCAAGGUCCUGGAUGCCAUCGACUUUACGGCGGUCGCAAGAACUGGUGGUUACCUGUUCAAAUUAUAGCUGUGGUAUGCUUUUAUAUCCCAAUGCUGCAUCAUCACCAUUUGUACACGUCCGCUGUGAAAUAGAGCAUAUACUAAACU
Messenger RNA from Pisolithus orientalis, 814 nucleotides. RefSeq lists its product as uncharacterized. NCBI's taxonomy places the organism in Eukaryota, Fungi, Basidiomycota, Agaricomycetes, Boletales, Pisolithaceae. Gene Ontology annotation, molecular function: acetylpyruvate hydrolase activity. Bases 45 to 734 code for a protein of 229 amino acids. The transcript is spliced from 7 exons. The record is from RefSeq and is a predicted model, not a curated record. Gene Ontology annotation, cellular component: mitochondrion.